CACAAGCUGCUCUCUGAUUGGCUGGGGCUGCACCUCCAGUUCCCCGGCAGGACCCGGCGCUUCGCCCGGAAGGCGGAUUCCGUGUUCUCGGCGCUCCAGUGGCCCGCUCGCGCCAUGGCAUCCCGGGGUCGUCGGCGGAGGCCCGAGACCGUGGUCCCGGGGGAGGCGGCCGAGACGGACUCGGAGCUCUCUGCGUCCUCGUCGGAGGAGGAGCUGUACCUGGGCCCGUCGGGCCCCACGCGCUGCCGCCCCACGGGGCUGCGGGUGGCGGGGGAGGCCGCGGAGACCGACUCGGAGCCCGAGGCCGAAGCCGCGCCGCGGGACCUGCCGCCGCUCGUGGUGCAGCGGGAGCCGGCCGGGGAGGCGUGGGGCGCCGAGGAGCCCCCGGCCGCCGCCGCCGCGCCCGCGCGCUCGCUGCUGCAGCUGCGGCUCGCCGAAAGUCAGGCGCGGCUGGACCACGACGUGGCGGCCGCAGUGAGCGGCGUGUACCGCCGCGCCGGCCGCGACGUGGCCGCCCUGACCGCGCGCCUGGCGGCCGCGCAGGCCGCGGGCUUGGCGGCGGCGCACAGCGUGCGUCUGGCGCGCGGAGACCUCUGCGCCCUGGCCGAGCGCCUGGACAUCGUGGCCGGCUGCCGCCUGCUGCCGGACAUCCGCGGCGUGCCCGGGACCGAGCCCGAGCAGGAGCCGGGGCCGCGGGCCUAGCCGGGACCCCCAGCUCCGUUGGACUGCUCUCGGGGUCAGGGGUGGGAUGGGGACGGGCCUUACAGCCCCUGGGACCUGGCUCUGGACCCUAUGAAACCCUUGCGGCCGUCCUCAGGGCGCACCCAGCGCCUUGAUUAAUUCUCUGUGCAGUUUAUUGGGGUUUGGAGAUGGGGGAGUUGAGUUCACCCCCUGUGGCUCAGCCCCUUAUGUCCAAUGUCCAGUUCCUCCCCUUAGCCUGACCUUGCUGUGGGGUUUGGAGCCUGUCACCUAGGCGAAGCUCCUGGUUAUAUGUCUGUUGGGGGGGAGGGGGAGCGAGGGAGAGGUGUCAUUCUCUGCUGCCUGGAAUUUGGUUUAUGCAGUUCAAUUUCCCACAAACUAAGCAGGACCUCAGUGCAUCUUCUUUACACCCUUCGUUCCUGCUCUGUGCCCAGCUCCAUGUGGGGACUGACUGGGAACCCGAGCCUUCGUGGCCCCUGCCUGCCUUGGCCUCCCUCUGCCAUCCCAGUGGCCUGGUCCCGCUGCCGGGCCUUCUUUCCUGGGACCCCAAGGAUUGGUUUUGUGUCUUCCAGCUUUACCCAGCCUCUAACCUGCCUGAUCCAGGGCUCCCCGUAUCCCCCUCACCCUGCUAGGCCCAGGGUGGCAUCUCCAGACCCAGGCGUGCCUUUGUCAUGCUCCAAGCUCCUGGUGUGAGGUGGGUCUCCUGCCAGCUCUCCAUGCAGAGAGUGUCAUGGGUCAGACCCUGUCCCCUGCAGCCCAUGAUGGACAGCCGACCUGGCCUGCAUGAUUCCUACCACCUCUUUGCACAGAUGGUGUUGGCCCCUGAAUGCUUGAAGAAUCCGGAUCUGCCCAGCUCCUGGCAUGGGGUCAGCCCAGUCUGCUCCUCCUACCUGCUCCCUUCUCUGUCACCAACUCUAUCCCCUCUGUUCCAUUCCCAUACUUAAUGCCCUGGCUGGGAUCCUGGGCCCCCCUGCUUCCCCCAUGAUGGUUGGGAAGAGUGCUCUAGGGUAGAACCAUUAGCGGGAGAGGAAGAAAGGGGUGGGCCAAGUGACUGUACAGCAGGUAGGGCCCUGCCUAGUGGCCAACCCAUGUUCAGCCUCUCACACGGUGUCUCCUGCCUGACCAGGAGUGAUCCCUGAGCACAGAGCCAGGAGUAGCUGCUGAGCACUGCUGGGCGUGACUCCCAAAACAAACAAAUAAAUGAAUAAUGAGUAAACAAAUAAAACUCAGAAUGUUCGCCCAAAC
Molecule: messenger RNA, 1944 nt
Organism: Sorex fumeus (smoky shrew)
Lineage: Eukaryota; Metazoa; Chordata; Mammalia; Eulipotyphla; Soricidae
Gene: BLOC1S3
Product: biogenesis of lysosomal organelles complex 1 subunit 3
Exons: 2
Coding region: 115-702 (195 amino acids)
Cellular component (GO): BLOC-1 complex
Source: RefSeq, a predicted model, not a curated record